Sesamum indicum (sesame) is the source of this 1075-nucleotide messenger RNA. RefSeq lists its product as uncharacterized. NCBI's taxonomy places the organism in Eukaryota, Viridiplantae, Streptophyta, Magnoliopsida, Lamiales, Pedaliaceae. The record is from RefSeq and is a predicted model, not a curated record.
AUAUAAGAAUUUCAAGAAUUGUGUGUAAAGUCUUCACCAGAAACCAAAAUCUGGCGUACUAAGCUGGUUUUCCAAAGGAGGGAGAUGAGCAAUUUGAGAGCGAUAUGCAGGCCCAACGUCGUGUUCUCGUCCAUGGCGUGCUGCUACAGGUCGGUGAUCAGGGUUGCGUCCUUGGAAAACCCUAGUGGGAAUUGCAGAGCUGGUUCCCCUUCGUCGACAUCGAUUUUUGCUGUUUGGUUUGACCAAUUGGGUACUCCGGGAAAGUAUGAACCGAGGGUGAGAUUGAAUCAGCAGCGGAGGAUGGUGGCUACUAGGGCUUCCAAUUGGACCGACUCCAAGUCUCCUUAUGAUACUCUCGAAUUGGAUAGAGAUGCAGAUGAAGAACAAAUAAAGGUAGCCUAUAGACGCUUGGCAAAGUUUUAUCAUCCUGACGUUUAUGAUGGUAGAGGGACCUUAGAGGAAGGGGAAACAGCUGAAGCUCGAUUUAUAAAGAUUCAAGCUGCGUAUGAGCUUCUUAUAGAUGAGGAGAAGCGGAGACAAUAUGAUACUGACAACCGUGUGAAUCCAAUUAAGGCAUCUCAAGCAUGGAUGGAGUGGCUAAUGAAGAAGCGGAAAGCAUUCGACCAAAGAGGGGAUAUGGCAAUAGCAUCUUGGGCUGAACAACAGCAGCGUGAGCUGAAUCUUCGUGCACGCCGUCUUGCUCGAUCAAAGAUUGAUCCUGAAGAAGAACGGAAGAUAUUGGCUAAAGAGAAAAAGGCGUCCAUAGAGAACUUCAAUAACACUCUAAGGAGACAUACCCUUGUCCUAAGAAAAAGGGAUUUAAUGCGGAAAAAGGCAGAAGAAGAUAGGAAAAAGAUCAUCGGCCAGCUUCUGGCAGCUGAGGGUCUUGAACUUGAAAAGGAUGAAGAAGAAUUGUAGAUAGUCAUCUUUUAGUUAGCAUUUUUCUAAUAUUUGUUGUAGUGUAUCUCUUGAAAUGCAUAUCGAUAUGUUGCACAAAACCAUGGGGAGUUGUAUAUAUUGUCACGCGACAAUUCUUACAAAAAUCAAUUACUAUUUAACAAAAGUUCUUCAGCAA